Molecule: messenger RNA, 1824 nt
Organism: Drosophila rhopaloa
Lineage: Eukaryota; Metazoa; Arthropoda; Insecta; Diptera; Drosophilidae
Product: caspase-8
Exons: 5
Coding region: 120-1622 (500 amino acids)
Biological process (GO): proteolysis
Molecular function (GO): cysteine-type endopeptidase activity
Source: RefSeq, a predicted model, not a curated record
UUGAUCGCACCUAAUCAGCUGUGGCGAACCUUCUCUAUUGAGGUAAAGAGUUUUUGUUCUUGCGUUUCGGAUUUUAUCCGAAUUCCCAAUUUGGUACAUUCCCGCAUUAAGCCGACAUCAUGGCCGCAUCAAAUCUGCUGACCCAACUGGACGCCAUCGAUCAGAAUGAUCUGGUUUAUGUGGAGCGGGACCUGAACUUUGCCCAAAAGGUGGGUCUCUGCUUCCUACUUUAUGGCGACGAUCACUCUGAUGCCACUUACAUACUGCAAAAACUAUUGCCCAUGACCCGAUCGGAAUUCCCGCAGAGCGAUCUGCUCCUGCAGUAUGCCAAAUCCCGGCCGGAAACUUGGAAACGCCGCCUCGUGGAGGCGCUUUGCAUCAUUGGCGCGCGUCAGGUGCUCCGCAGAUUGGGUCUGCGUUGGCAGGAGCUGCGAGUGCACUAUUUGCCGCAUAUCGGUGGGAUUACACUGCAUGUUCAUCCUCUUCUGAAGAGUCUCUAUAGGAUAUGUGAGCAGUUGUCUUUGGCGCAGAGUGGUCGCUUGGUCUUGGAUGUUGGCGAAAAGGUGGCGCGACAGCAGGCUGGAGAUCCACUCCGUUUUUACGAUCCCAGUUAUCUGGAGAUCUUCCUUCUGGACUGGUUGACAAGGGGAUGUAUCCGGCUGGGGGACAUUAAUGCAACGGGCAGCGAUGUUCAGCUGCUGAUUGAACAUUUAAAAUUCAACGAUUUGCAGGAGCAUGCCAAAUUGUUGAUAGAUACUAUCAAUAGCAAUGCUCCAGAUGAGAGUCAGGUAGUGGUGGAUCCUCCAUUGACCAUCAAGCGGGAGGUGCAAUCGGAUAGCCAGCCCGCCGCAGCAUACUCUCAACGGCGAAAGAAUGCAUUGGAGUUGAGUCGGGAAAAUGCUGGAAUCGCUUUAAUCAUUAACCAGAGGGAGUUUCAUCAGAAAGUCAGCGAAGAUCUUACGAAAUAUCUUUCGCUCAAUAGAUUAAGAGACCGCGUCGGCACGGAUAUAGAUAAAGGGCGACUUACGGAGGUCUUCUCCUCGAUGGGCUACAAAGUGGAGGCGCACAACGAUGUCGAUCACUUGGGUAUUGUGCAGCUCAUCCGCAGUGCCUGCGAUAGAUCCGUGCUGCUGGAUUCACUGGUCGUCUGCAUCCUGAGUCACGGUUUCGAGGAGGCCGUAUACGGAGCGAAUAGCAUCGCACUGCGCAUCACAGACAUCGAAAACGUGCUCUGCAGCUACGAAAACCUUUACAACAAACCCAAGUUCCUGAUCAUUCAGGCCUGCCAGGAGGAGGCUCCCAACAAGGGAGAGCGUAAUGAGCAGGCAUUGCCCUUCAAGCUCAAUGUAACCACACAGUCACCUGGUCAACACGUUAAUAUGGUGCGGGCCAUGUCCACGGUAAAUGGAUUUGCUGCUCUACGGCAUACGCACAACGGCAGCUGGUUCAUUCAGUGUCUCUGUGAUGCCAUCGUUCAGCAUUCAGACAGUGAGCACAUUGCCGAUAUCCUCACGAUUGUCACCAACGACGUGGCCGAAAAGCGGGGAAAAAACGAUGAGUCUAUGGUACCAAAAUUCAACAGUACAUUUCGCCAGCACGUCUACUUACCACCUCGCCAGUAAUCUUUUUGACUUCGAGCAAUGUAAAAUAAUUAUCUACAAACCCCUGUAUAUUUAUACUGCGGUCCAAACCGAAACGAGUUUUUAAAAGUUUUGCAAUACUCUCUUUUUAAGAAGCAUCCUUAAAAUAUGUCAAUAAUAUAUGUUUUUGUAGGGAAAUAUAACAACAGGAACAACUCAUUAAAACUUAAAACAAUUUUAGUAA